AUGAACGAAAUAUCCACUCUGCUGGAUCAGCUUCGAGACGGAACUGAGAUUCUGCCUUCACAACCAUGGCCAACAAACCAAAUUGCCGUGGGACCACCUGCUCCCACCACCACCGCCAUCACCACUCAGGAUCUUCCCGUUGACCCCACUGUCGCCAUCGAUGUCAUUUCAAUCAUUCAAAUGCCUGCGACAGACGACCAGGCUGUUCAGACUACCACCUGUUCGCCGAAUUACAGAGGCAAUCCCUACGCACAAAGCAAUCAGUCAGCUGCAAUUAGCGAUGAUGAUAACUGUGCAGUAUUCAUCGAUGGUAUGACACCAUUGCUCAGUUUUGAGCGACUCUUCGCGUCACUACUUGGCGUAGGCAGAAUCUACGCGUGCGUCAUACAUGCACCUAGAGGUGAACAUGGGACCAGUGCAGUUUCUAUUACGGGCUGGGACCGAUUGACCGCCGAGGCUAUUAUAGCAACCGUGACAGCAGGCCAUCUCAAUCUUGAUGGAUUUACCCCCGGUAUUCGCAUGAAUCGUACUCGUGUCGCCGCACAGUCGAACCAGAAUGGUUCUAGAGCAAUCAUGAUCUCUGGCCCACCGUGUCUUCUCCACCGCGAAGCCCUUGAGGCAUUCUUCGCACAAUAUUUCUAUUAUCAACUAGAUCGUGUUGUAGUUCAUGUCCUUACUGAAUACCACGCUAUCAUUGAGAUCAUAUUUGCCAGUUAUCGUAACCAAGCACAAGCUGCACACCGCACCUUACGUCAGAACCAUCCGAGGCGCAACGAAAUCCGGGUAUAGUAUGCCCAGGACCCGUGCGCUAUCUAGAGAAUUGCCUACUUCAUUAUACAGGUUGGAAAUCUCCUUGGUUUUGGCAAUAAUAUUUUCGCUAAUACUUGGAUUAGCUUAUAU
Truncatella angustata is the source of this 900-nucleotide messenger RNA. RefSeq lists its product as uncharacterized. The transcript has a single exon. The coding region runs from base 1 to 789 and encodes 262 amino acids. The record is from RefSeq and is a predicted model, not a curated record. Lineage: Eukaryota; Fungi; Ascomycota; Sordariomycetes; Amphisphaeriales; Sporocadaceae.